Lactuca sativa (garden lettuce) is the source of this 2196-nucleotide messenger RNA. RefSeq names its product DNA-binding bromodomain-containing protein. The record is from RefSeq and is a predicted model, not a curated record. NCBI's taxonomy places the organism in Eukaryota, Viridiplantae, Streptophyta, Magnoliopsida, Asterales, Asteraceae. Gene Ontology annotation, molecular function: protein binding.
AACCGGUGCCUUGUUAUAUAAUCUAAGCCGAGCCGAUGGCUGUAGAGGAAAUAAACAUAGAGAAGAAAACAGAGAGGAACCCUUCUGCCAUGGCCAAAUCGGACCAAGAGAGAGAACCGGAGGAUACAAAAGGGUCACCGCCGGCGACUACGGUGUGGGGGACAUGGGAGGAGCUCCUCCUAGCCUACGCCGUCAACCGCUACGGCACCAAGAGCUGGGACUCCAUAUCCUCCGAGUUACGAAAACGGAGCUCCGCCCCGAUCCUUCUCACUCCUCAUCAUUGUGAAGAGAAAUACGGAGAACUCAAACGACGUUUCAACCAAUCUGAUGAAGACGACGUUGAAAUGGAUGACGGCAGUGAUACCACGACCACCACCACUGCUAUUCCUUGGCUCGACGAAUUGAGAAAACUCCGAGUCCUAGAACUGCAGCGAGAACUCCAAAACUACGAUCUAUACAUCUCGUCUUUGCAAUUGAAGGUGAAGAAAUUGACAGAAGAGAGUGAAAAAACCGGUGGAGAGCCGAAGAAAAAGUCAGAUUUAGGGCAACGAAAUGAAGAGAUUGAAAUAAAAAAGGCGGAGGAAGAAGCAAAAAACGAAACGCCGGAGCCGGUGGUUUCCGGCGACGAGGAUUCCGACCGAGAUAACCAGUCGGUAAACGGAUCGAACGGAAACCUAGAAACCGGUGUUGAAAAGUCCGAAAACGAAAACGAAAAUGAAAAUGAAAAUGAAAACGAGAACGAAGCGAGUCCGGUUGGGACCGGAGACGAGAAGCCUGAAUCGGCGGCGCUUUCACCCGUUCGUGAGGAGGAUUCGUGUAACGGUAGACCGGAAGGUAAAGAAGAACCGGUGAAAACCGAACCGGAUGGGGAAGCGAGCGAGGCGCCCGAGUCAAUAGCCGAGUCGAAAAGUGAGGGAACAACGAAGGAAAAUUCAGAUGUACAAAGCUCCGCGAGUAAGUCGAAGAAAGAGAGAGUUGAUAGGAUGCGACGUGGCUCCAUCAAAGGGGAUGAACGUGAGAACGAGGAUCAAUCCACAGAUAGUAUUCCUGUUCGAUCUCUGCCGUUGGUUGAUUUCUUGCACAAACUUCACAAACUCGGCUCGGCUCUCUUCGAUCGGCGCCUCGAUAGACAGGAAAAGCUAAGGUACAAGAACUUAAUUAGGCAACACAUUGAUUACGAAAUACUACAAACAAGGCUAAAAGAAGGGUGGUAUUCCGAUGGAAACGAUAAAUUUUUCCGAGAUCUCCUUCUUCUGGUGAACAACACUCGUAUAUUCUUCCCAAAGGACUCGCCGGAAUCCACCGCAGCCACCGACCUACAAAAGCUUAUCCUGAAGGAGAUGACAUCGAAGAAAAAACAAAAAUCCGAUUCAAAAUCAGCCGACAAACAAAAUUCAUCAUCAAAACCUAAAAUUCCACCGGAUUCUUCGUUGCUUCUGAAACCAAAAUUGACCGGUCCGAUUGUUGUUUGUAGAAAAAGAAGCUCGAUUACAGGUAAAGGCGAUCGGAGAAAAGAGCAACCAGAUCUGAAAAAGGGGAAGAAUCCUUCAAGUUCUCAAGACCAUGGGAAACCAUCAUCAGCUAAUAACGAGGCUUCCGACACUAAAAACGAAAAGAAGAAGAAGCUAACGGAAGCAGAGGAGAAGAAACAAAGCGCAGCAAAGUUUUUGAAUCGAAUGAAACGAACGUCGUCAAACUCCAACGAGCCACUUAACUCGUUGAAAAGCAACUCGGUUGGCGGCGGCGGUGGUUAUGAUUCCGACAGCAAAGAGCAGAAGAGAGGCGGUGGUAGCAACAAGGGUGGCGGCGGCGGUGGUGGUGAGGGGAAGAAAGAUCAAGGGUCUAAGAAGAAAGGUAAAGAACAAGGAAGUCCGGCGAAGAGGAGUGUGGGGCGGCCACCAAAGAGAGCGGCGGCACCACCUCAGGUUUUGGGGAAACGGAAUAGGGAAUCCGGUGAGUCUGCGGAGACGUUGGGUUCGAAACAGACGAAGAAAAGAUCAAAGAGGUGACUGUAUACUGUAGUGAAGUGAAUUGGAAUGAUGGUAGGUUUAUAUUUUCAGGUAUGAUUGAUUCGAAACUUAUUAUUAGUCUAACCCUCGGUUUAUUUUGACGAAUGUUUUUAACUUUUACGUUUACCAAUUGACAUGCUUGUUUUGGUAGUUUUAUAUUUAAGAAAAUUAGCAAUUUAUCUUCUAA